GCUACCCUUCUUCCUUGCUUGUCAUGAACGCUCCCCCCUCCCAAUAAGGAACUCCGCCUUUCUCCUGUUGCGGAUUGGUGCUGUGCUGAGCAGACUACACGGAACACUGUUUUGAUUUCUUCCUCUUUCUAAUCACGAGCUGUAAAAGCAGAUGCAAGCAGUCCGUCAGAACUUCGGACGAAUCGACAUGACCUAGCCCAAGCUCGACGAUGACAAGUUUGAUGGGUAUGGCGCACCUACUCUGUGUGGCCUGGCUGCUGGCUCUCCUCCCUGCCUACCCGACCGCUGGUCACCCAGGCAGUGUACGCGGUGCACUCCCUCCUCUCGAUAAGCUCCCCUUUCUGACGGUGUGGAACGCGCCGACGGCCUCCUGCAGCAGCCGCUAUGGCGUGGACCUGGACCUUACGGUCUUCGACAUCAUUGCCAACCAUGACCAGGUCUUCAUGGGAGACAACAUCACCAUCUUCUAUGAGAACCACCUGGGGCUCUACCCGCACUUAACGUCCCAAGGAGAGGCCGUGUACGGCGGCGUCCCUCAGAACUCCAGCCUGAAGGACCACCUGUGGCAGGCCGACAACGACCUACGCACCUACAUGCCCGACCGGUACUUCCAAGGGCUGGCCAUCAUCGACUGGGAGCGCUGGCGACCCACCUGGGACCGCAACUGGGACAGCAAGCGCAUCUACUGGAACGCCUCGCGGGUGCUGGUCAAGGAGCGCCACCCCGACUGGAGCCCGGAGGCGGUGGACCGGGAGGCGCGGGCCGAGUUUGAGGCCGCGGCGCAGGCCUUCAUGGGGGACACGCUGAUGCUGGCCGCCCGGGUGCGCCCUGGCGGCCUGUGGGGCUUCUACGGCUUCCCCGGCUGCUACAACUACCAGUACAAAGACCUGACCAUCAACUACACGGGCGAGUGCCCAGAGGCGGAAGUCAAGCGCAACGACGGCCUGCUGUGGCUGUGGAAGGCCAGCUCGGCGCUCUACCCGGACAUCUACCUGGACCUGGGGCUACGGGGGAGGCCUGGCGAGGCGCUGCUCUACGCCAGGCACAGGGUGCUGGAGGCCAUGAGGGUGAGGGAGCAGGUCGCCCCGGCACUGCCGCCUGUGUUGCCCUACGCGCGCAUCGCCUACACCUACUCUCUGGACUUCCUCUCUGAGGUCGAUCUGAUUCAUACGAUAGGUGAGAGCGUCGCCCUGGGGUCUGCUGGAGUCGUACUGUGGGGAGAUGGCAACUAUGCAUCGUCAAAGAUGUCUUGUAACGCGGUGAAGGCCUAUGUGGAUGAGGUGCUAGGUCGCUAUGUGGUGAACGUCACAACGGCAGCCUAUGUGUGCAGCCACGACAUCUGCCACAGCAAUGGCCGCUGUCAACGACGAGACCCUGCAUCCGGGGCGUACCUCCACCUUGACCCAGUGGCUUGGGCCAUCGUCCCCAGGAGCAAGCAUGCCAGUGCCCUCCGCCAGGGACCAGCUUUCAGGGCCCAGAGGAAACCAGGGUUCUCUCAGGACAAGGCAACCAAGGAGCAGCUACUACCUUUCAAAUGCCAGUGCUUCCCAGGAUGGAUAGGGGAGCACUGCUCUGUCAAGCAUACAGCCUGACUGACUUAGACUGCACAGGUGCUAGAGAUUGGCACAGUGAAAGUGAUAGAGAAUUGCUUUAUACUAAUGUGUAAAUCUUAAUCUUACUCAAAUCUUACUAAGUUCCAUAAUGUAUACACAUAUAGUCAGUUUAACUGAUUCAUUGAUUGUACUAAGAGUUUAAUGAUCUCUCAUUCCAGUGUUUCUGUAAUCUUAUGUUAAGGUUUGGAUCCAGUUGUUACAGUAGUGUUACAUUAACAUUUGAAUCCAGUGUUAUUCAAAUGAUACACAAGAUGUCCUCAGAGAUAUUUGUAUUCGAAAUGUGGUAUUUCUCUAGUCAAACUGUACUUGAGGCGCAGUGCAUGAAUGGUUGGAGUGCUUGUAAGAUGAAUGCGUUUUUCAGAGCACUAGGUUGUAGGGAUUUUAACUUGAACUUCCAAGAAUGUUUUUUUUUUUCACCAAAGGUAGUGCUCUAGAAUCUUUGGUGUUUACUGUAAUGGUAACCGGUUGGAGCUGGUGCUGCGUUACUGAGAUAAUUCACCACAGACCUCCUGAUCUGCAUCAGCGCUAUGAGAUACGAUUAAGAGGGCACGGCCUGACUUUGGUUAGGGUAAUUAGACGGGCUUUGGUCCCUCAUUAGUGUCUCCAAAGUAGUAAGAGAUACUCUUAAAUGUCUUUGAUUUAUAUGUGCCAUACGUGUCAUGAAAAGUCAAGAAUGUUGAUCACUGACAAAUAAGCAUAUAAAACAUGAAGAUUUCUCACUGCAUGCUAGUGAUAGGCACAAUCCCAUAGCCAUAGCCUGUAGCCUAUUUACUAUUAUCAUUUACUUUUCAGUGAUUUUUAAAAUGCGAGUCACCUGAUCUUUAUCCAGGUCUCAUUACAUGAUGUACUUCAAUAUUGGCUACACUGAACCAAAGAUCUUCGAUAACCCUCUCUGACUGAAAAGUAGUAGGUGACUCCGUUGUUUGUGCAGUGACCAGUAGAUGGCGGUAAAGAAACGCCAAUAGUCCAUCACUUCCACAUGCAGCAGAACUUCAGUGAGGAUGGAGCGAACGACCCUUAAAGGACAACGCCGAUUCUCAUCAGUGGAAGUGAGGGGAAACUAUUGGUCUAUCUAAAUAAUUCUUCUCUGACAUUUUGAGGUUUUUCAAAAUGGUCUUUUUAUGUUUUCCCCUGUGUUUCUCAUGAAUUUCACGAUUGGAAUAACUAGCCUAUCGUCUUGCCUCUCCUGUUCUCCACAGCAAGGAAUUACUACUUAGAGAUAAAUUCAUUAAA
Molecule: messenger RNA, 2846 nt
Organism: Sardina pilchardus (European sardine)
Lineage: Eukaryota; Metazoa; Chordata; Actinopteri; Clupeiformes; Clupeidae
Gene: hyal1
Product: hyaluronidase 1
Exons: 4
Coding region: 210-1592 (460 amino acids)
Biological process (GO): carbohydrate metabolic process; hyaluronan catabolic process
Cellular component (GO): cytoplasmic vesicle
Molecular function (GO): hyalurononglucosaminidase activity
Source: RefSeq, a predicted model, not a curated record